AUGUCACUAAAUGGCUUUGCUCCCAUAUUGCCUGAAUUCCUUGGUGGUUCAGCGGACUUGACUCCUUCUAACAACACCUUCAACGAAUGCAGUGUCAGCAUCAACGACCAGCACGGCUCUACUGAUAUGAACUUCGAAGGCAACUACAUCUCUUACGGUGUACGCGAAUUCGGCAUGUCCGCCAUUAUGAAUGGUCUGACCUUACACGGCGGUCUAUUGCCUUACGGUGCAACCUUCUUGAUGUUCUCUGAGUACGCGCGUAAUGCACUUCGCAUGGCAGCAUUGAUGAAGAUUCAAAGCAUCUUUGUUUACACCCAUGACUCUAUCGGUCUAGGUGAAGAUGGCCCGACUCAUCAAGCCAUUGAGCAAAUCCCAACACUGCGUAUGAUUCCUAAUAUGAGCGUAUGGAGAACCUGUGACGCGGUAGAAACAGCCGUUUCAUGGAGAGCUGCAAUUGAAAAGAAGAAUGGCCCUUCUUGCUUGAUCUAUUCUCGUCAAAACCUAGCACAUCAAACACGUUCUGAUGAGCAAAUCGCCAAUAUCGCCAAGGGUGGUUACAUCCUUAAAGAUUCUGACGGCACACCAGAGGUUAUCGUUAUUGCAACAGGCUCUGAAGUAGACCUAGCGAUGCAAGCAGCGGCAGCUUCCGAGAAGAACGUUCGCGUGGUGUCUAUGCCAUCAACAGAUGCCUUUGAUGCACAAGAUGCGGCUUAUAAAGAAUCUGUACUUCCAGCAGCGGUUACAGCACGUGUUGCAGUUGAAGCAGCAAUACCAGAUGGUUGGUACAAGUACGUUGGCUUGAACGGCAAGGUGAUCGGCAUGACAACCUUCGAAUUAAAACAAGGAAGCAUACACAUAACGAAGAAAUCUGUGCAGAAAUCAAAACGCAUCUGA
Priapulus caudatus is the source of this 894-nucleotide messenger RNA. Its product is annotated as transketolase 1-like. Gene Ontology annotation, cellular component: cytosol. Gene Ontology annotation, molecular function: transketolase activity. The record is from RefSeq and is a predicted model, not a curated record. The transcript is spliced from 2 exons. The coding region runs from base 1 to 894 and encodes 297 amino acids. Gene Ontology annotation, biological process: pentose-phosphate shunt. NCBI's taxonomy places the organism in Eukaryota, Metazoa, Priapulida, Priapulimorpha, Priapulimorphida, Priapulidae.